Gallus gallus (chicken) is the source of this 3058-nucleotide messenger RNA. It is a transcript of the gene FPGS, whose product is annotated as folylpolyglutamate synthase. Lineage: Eukaryota; Metazoa; Chordata; Aves; Galliformes; Phasianidae. Gene Ontology annotation, biological process: tetrahydrofolylpolyglutamate biosynthetic process. The transcript is spliced from 15 exons. Gene Ontology annotation, cellular component: cytoplasm; cytosol; mitochondrion. The coding region runs from base 340 to 2583 and encodes 747 amino acids. Gene Ontology annotation, molecular function: tetrahydrofolylpolyglutamate synthase activity; ATP binding. The record is from RefSeq and is a predicted model, not a curated record.
AGAGCAGCUCCGGGCACACAGCGGCGGGCAUUGGACCGGUGUGAGAGCAGUGGGUGAGGAUGAUAAAGGACACCUAUAAGGUAAAGCUGACACGGUGGAGGGCUGUGAAAUAACGUCUGCUGACGGAGGGGACUUUUUGUGUGUGGGUUUGUUUGUUUUUUUUCCCCUGGACAAAUGAGGUUGGUUGCAAGCAAUAAGCCGCGCUGCUGCUGAAUAAAAACACGGGCCUGAGCCAAAGGGCCGCUUCCUUUCCCCUGCGUGUGCGUGCAGCCCGGGCCGGGGAGGGGGGGGGCGGAGGGGGGACGCGUGGCUCUGCUCCGCUCCGCUCUGCCCGUGGGGAUGGGGCUGCGGGGCGGCGCCGUGCGGGGAUGGGGAGAUGGAGGGAAGGGGGGAGGGGGGGAGCGAUGCUCUCAGCGCCCCGCGUGGGACCGCUGCUUGGGGGGGCCGUCCCGCCGCCCCUCUCCGUCACGUCUCCCGCCCCGACGUGGCGGCGUUUUGCCCUCUCCAAAGAUGGCGGCGGGGCGGGGCGGGGCUGCGGCCGCGGGGACGGCGGCGCGCGCGAACAGCGGACGGCGCGGGGCGGCGCGGCGCGAUGGUGGCGCGGGGGCUGCGCGCGCUGCGCGGGGCGCUGCGGGGGGCGGCGGGGAGCGGAGGGAGGCGGCUCAGCACGCGGCCGGCGCGCGUCCCUGCAGCGGACUAUCAGCCGCCGCUUCGCUGCAGGACGCCAUCCGCACGCUGAACACGCUGCAGACCAACGCCAGUUACCUGGAGCAGGUGAAGAGGGAACGCGGGGACCCCCGGGCGCAGCUGGAGGCCAUGCGGGGCUUUUUGGAGAGGAGCGGGCUGCAGGUCGAGGACCUGGAUCGGCUGAACAUCAUCCACGUCACGGGGACGAAGGGCAAGGGCUCAGCCUGCGCCUUCACCGAGCGCAUCCUGCGCGGCUAUGGGCUGCGGACCGGCUUCUACAGCUCCCCCCACUUGGUGCAGGUGCGCGAGCGGAUCCGUAUCAACGGGCAGCCGCUGAGCAAGGAGCUGUUCAGCAAGUACUUCUGGCUGGUGUACCGCCGGCUGCGGGGCACCAAGGACGAGUCUCAGGCCAACAUGCCGGCUUACUUCCGCUUCCUCACCAUCAUGGCCUUCCACGUCUUCCUGCAGGAGAAGGUGGACCUGGCGGUGGUGGAGGUGGGCAUCGGUGGUGCCUUCGACUGCACCAACAUCAUCAGGGCGCCCGUGGUGUGCGGCGUCUCCUCGUUGGGCAUCGACCACACCAGCAUCCUGGGGGACACGGUGGAGAAGAUCGCUUGGCAGAAGGGGGGCAUUUUUAAGCCCGGCGUGCCGGCGUUCACUGUGCCGCAGCCCGAACAACCGCUGGAAGUGCUCCGGGACCGAGCGCGGGAGUGUGGGUGCCCGCUGUACCUGUGCCCCGAGCUGGAUGCCUUUGAGGCGGGGACGCAGGUGCUGGAGCUGGGGCUGGCGGGCAGCCACCAGCGCUCCAAUGCUGCUCUGGCUCUGCAGCUCUCACGGACGUGGCUGCAGCGGCGCGGUUAUGAAGCAGGUACCGAUGUGCUGCAGGACGUGCUGCCUGGAGCGGAGCUGUCGGCACAGCGCUCGGUGCCACUGGCACCCACGUUUUGCCCCAGUGAUGCCAUGAUCCAAGGGCUGCGGGACACAGAGUGGCCGGGCCGUACCCAGGUGCUGCCGCACGGCCCCGUGACGUGGUACAUCGAUGGGGCUCACACCACCAGCAGCAUCCAAGCCUGCGUCCGCUGGUUUCGCCAGGCGGCCCUCAAUGAGGACAAACCCCAGGAUGGCUCUGAGGUGCGGGUGCUCCUCUUCAACGCUACGGGGGACCGGGACACAGCUGCGCUACUGAAGCUGCUGCUGGUGAGGUUUUGGGGUGCUGGCGGGGGGAUGCUGUCCUUGGGCCCCACUUUGCUGCAGGUGCUGGGAGCCACAUGGUGGAGCUGCUGUCCGUCUGUCCUGCUGUCCUGUUGUCUCCCGGCUCAAUGCCGCCCUCCUUUCCGAGGGGCUCACAGCCCCAGCUGCAGUCCUAACACCCCCCCAUCAAGCCACGCUGGGCUGGGACAGCCCUGCCACUUUGACUACGCCGUCUUCUGCCCCAACUUCACAGAGGUGUCGGUGGCUGCUAACUCAGCAGACCAACAAAACUUCAACGUGACCCUGGAGAACGCCCUCACGCGCUGUGUGGAGAACCAGAAGACGUGGACGCGGCUGAUGGAGGAGAAGGGGGGCCCAUGGCUGCCGGCCCCCCUGGAGGUGGGGGGGCUGCUGCAACCGGACCCCCUGCGGGGAGCCCUGCUCCUGGUGCCCCCGGCCGAGCGGCCGCUCAACUCCACCUCCCUCGUCUUCCCCUGCAUUUCCCACGCGCUGCAGUGGAUCACGCAGGGCCGGGACCCCCACCUGCCCCUGCCUGCCUCCAAAGUGGGGGCUCACCCGCACCCUGUGGCCACCAGUGGGGCUGUGCUGCUGCAGGAGGCGGCCGCCAUCCGUGUCCUUGUCACCGGCAGCCUGCACCUGGUUGGGGGGGUCCUCAAGCUGCUGGACCCCACGCUGUCCCAGUAGUAGGGAUGGGGGCUCUGCACCUCCUUGGACUUGAAUUUUUGGAUGAUGCUUGGAGGCGGAUAGGACCCUCCCCAAGCUGGGCUGUCCCUGCCCCUUCUCACCCCAGUGCCUUUUGUCUGUGCCAGCCCAGGGAAUGUCUGUCCCCAUGAGCUGGAGGAGACACUCCUGAUGAGAUGGACUCAGGGUGGCCCCGGUCUCAGACUGGGGGGCCCGAGAGUUCCCUGUCCCCCCCCCAGGGCAGGUUUUGGGGGUGUGUGGGUGCUCUGUGUCCCAGGUAUGAGUGAUGCUUCAAGGCUCUGCGCCACUAAUUUAAUGUAGUGUAAGUUUUUAUUAUUAUUAAGUUUGUAACUUUGACCUGGAGCUGGGCUGAGGGUGCCCGGGUUGCUGUCUGUGCACUGCCCUGGGCUGAGAGGGCAGCAGUGCGGUGCUGCCUGGCCCCCAGCCCCCACCCCAAUAAACCAUUUGCUGCUCCCAA